AUGCCAUUUCAGAAGAGAGGGUCGAGCUUUAGACAGAUGGGCUUCCAUCUCGAGAGUAACAGCGCUGACGGGUUCUUCGAAUACGAUCGUAACACAAACAAUAGGCAGCCAGAAAGUCUUUACUGGAUAUCAGAAAACCCCAGAUCCGAAAAACUUACGGUUAGAAGGAAUACAGCUAUUAUGGUACAAAAACCUCCUCAAAUCCGGAUAGAUUUCAACCCACCGGCACAGUCACCAUUAAGUCCAUUACAUUUUGAUUGGGAUUUUAACGAGAACUCGGCGAGCGGGAGUGUGGAAGAAAGUGUGGAUGAUGAUCAUGGGGACGGGAGUACCUCGAAGCUAACAAAGGUUAAAUCGACUCCGAUUGGAGACAAUAAUGGUUCUUUAUCCAAGUCUAUACCCAAAUCGAAAAGUUGCAUUUCAUUGGGAGAUGGAGAUGGAGAUGGAGAUGGAGAUGGAGAUGGAGAAGGAGAAGGAGAAGCUCAUUCUUUACCACUCGUACCAACAUCGAUAAAUAAUAAUCAGCAUCAUAAUCGUCAGCCCCGUUAUCAUUAUUUCCCCCAAACCCUGGCGCCCCCAAAAGUCGACUCAGGUGAUGCACAAGUAGCAACACAAGCGCAGACUUGCAGGUACAGAUGCAGGACUGCAGCUGGCGUGGUAUUUUCAGAAAAAGAAAGUCCGCAGCAGGCACAAGGAAAAAUUAACUUGACGUUACAUUCUGAAAAGAGAGAGGCGCAAGCUACCUCGUCAGAUCAGCUUAUGGACGUGAAAGGAUCAACUAUUAAUCUCUUUCAUAAUCCAAAAAAUACUUUCUCAUUGUUGUCUAAUCAUCUUAUUAAUGACAAAGGAAAUCCAACUCCUACUAUAACUAGUGGUAUUCCUGGUAUACCCAUAUCUACAUCUAUAUCUAAUAAUAUUCCUAUUAUUCCUAAUAAUACCAGCCCAAAAUUAAUACGGUCGACGAAAUCAUACGAUCGAUUUAUUCUCAAAUCAUCAUCCAAGGACAAAACAUUUUUUCCAUUUUAUCAGCACCAAAAUCAACAUCUGCAGCCAUUUCAGCAGUCAUCAUCAUCAUCAUCAUCAUCAUCAUCAUCAUCAUCAUCAUCAUCACAAGAACCACCACAAGAACCACCACAAGAACCAUCACCACAACAACCACAACAACCACAACAACCACAACAACCAUCACCACAACCCCGACAACCACACCACCAAAAUCCAAAAUCAAUAUCAACAUCUGCUUCAUGUUCAAAUCUCAAAAGCAUGGUCGAAUUUACCGAUAAUGUUCAUCAAUUAAUUCGAGAGACGGAUGAAGCAUUUCAAGCGGCCGGAUUUGCUUUAGGUGAUGCAAAGGCUGCGACGCGAGGAUUCCAACAAUUCAAUAGUAGUAAAGUGAGUAAGAUCACUGGUGUGAAUAUGGGUAUGGUGGGUAUGAACAUGAACAAUCCCAUCAUUACCCGACAAAAUCGAUCAAUUGGAAAUAAUAAAUCCAUCGCACGGACCAAUUCAAUCUCGAAGCGCAAUCAAAUGCAGAGUUCCAACAGUUUGAAAGAACGUCCACUGUCAAUUGGUCUUUCUGGAAAAUCCCCAGUACCAAAAUCUAUCAUCAACUCAAAAGCAAAGAAAUCGAAUUCUCCAAAACAGAAGAAAACAACUGUGUCGGAUAAGGCUUCGAGGAAGAGUUUACCACAUCCACAUUCGAGUGCGAGAUGGAACUUGGGAGAUGUGACAGCCAGUAUGGCUGAUGUUUUCAAAGGGAAAUUUACCAGAUUGGAGGCCGAUGAGAUGUUAACUCCGGAUAGAUUACAACAACUAGAAGAGAAGGCGGAAAGGGCAAAGUUGGAAAAUGAAAGAAAAGCUUCAUUAGAAAAUGCUCAAGUUGAAGCCGCUCGAAAUGUUGAGACUGUUAAAGAUGGGGAUGGGACUUUUUCAAUGGAAAACCCACAUAAAAGAGAUGGGGAUAAGAUUCUUGAUACGAAUAUCAUAUCAUCAUUGGACAACUCAAAUAGAGUAUCUCCAACUGAACCAUUUCAUUUGGAGAAUUUGUUACCUCGAAUCAACAAUGAGAAAACAUACAAUUCGCCAUCAAUUACCACUUCCUCUUCACCACGACCAUCUACAUCCACAGAUACAUCUGAAUCUUCAGAGAAAGAACAAAAAGCCGCUCGGAAGCCAUUACCCGAUCGACCAGAUCCCGACUAUGAUGAAAUCGAUGCCCUCGAAAUCGAACAAGCAUUCGAAGAUCUUCAUUUUCCCUCUCCACCCCGCGAUCCUCCACAUUCUCCCCCACGACUCCCACGAAGUCGAUCAAACACAGGAAUGACCAAUCUUUUGCCUACCAUUCCCGAAAUCUCCCCCCUUAACAUGAUAUCCCCACGAACGCCUAAACGAACUUUUUCUCAAGACUCGGAUUAUUCACAAGAUUCAAGCACUUCUUCAGUGGAUUAUAUCCAACUACCUUCCACACCCUAUACACUCACCUCUCCACUUUUCCGUCACGGUCCCAUCCGUCUCGAACAUGCCUAUCACCGGCACAAUCGCGAUUCCAUCUCGGCGCCUGAUCUCGAAGAAGCACUCGAUUGGACUGCAUUCCAAAUGGCCAUUUCCGGAACCAUGGACGAUGGCACAAUAGGCGCCAGCGAAGAAAGUAUCUGGGAAGCAGACGAAGCCGAAAUCGAUAGUAUCUUCGACUGGUGGAGUGGAUUUGGAUACCCUGGAAUCGGUCGUCUAGUCAAAGAAGCUCCUAUCUCGAGACGCAAACGAGGAAAAAGUCUCGUGGCUAACGAUGCGGAAAAAUGUCCCCGCAAAAUUAAAGAAGGGAGAGAUAAUCGCGCGACGACUAUUGGACUUGGACUAGGAUUUGGUCUUCCUAGCGGUAGUCAUAGUGGCAGACCUAAAACUCCUGAAUAUAGGGGUGGACUAUGGGUGGAAACUAUUCGCAAUAGUGCGCCACAAGUUGUUGAGCACAGAUUUGGAUCAACAGCAGGAGCUAGAAGAGAUACUAUGCUCCAAAUGCGUGUCCCGGAACCAAAAAUCGACAACGAUGAGGAUGAUAAUGAUAGUUUACCGCCUUCGCCGAUCAAUCUGGUUAAGAUUAAGGAUGAGUAUAUUCCUAUGGGUUAUAAUCUCGGACAUGAUCUGGGAGAUUUUUUGAAUUGGGAAACUUAUCAUGUGCAAAGUCUUUUUGGGGAGGAUGAGGGGAGGAGUUAUAUGUAAUAAUUUUUUUUGGUGGAUGGGUGGAGAUGAGGAGUAGUGUUUAGGGAGGGGAGGGAAGCGAUGUUGUAAUUAUAGAUGUAUUGAAUGAAUGAUGGGCUGAAUGGAUGGAUGUUUAGGAAAGGCUUGGUGUUAAAAUUGGUGUAUGAGUAUGAGUAUGGAUAUGGAUAAGGAUAGGAAUAGGGAUAGAGAUAUGAUGGGAGUUGAAUAGGAGUUGGAUGAGGUUGUAGAGAUAGUAUAUACCUAAUGAGAAAUGUAUUAAAAUAUAUAUUA
Messenger RNA from Sclerotinia trifoliorum, 3486 nucleotides. NCBI's taxonomy places the organism in Eukaryota, Fungi, Ascomycota, Leotiomycetes, Helotiales, Sclerotiniaceae. The record is from the annotation of a GenBank genome assembly.